Molecule: messenger RNA, 1871 nt
Organism: Leptopilina heterotoma
Lineage: Eukaryota; Metazoa; Arthropoda; Insecta; Hymenoptera; Figitidae
Product: transmembrane protein 68
Exons: 5
Coding region: 477-1433 (318 amino acids)
Cellular component (GO): membrane
Molecular function (GO): acyltransferase activity
Source: RefSeq, a predicted model, not a curated record
GUACAUAACCUCAAAAUUAGUGAGAAACGUCUCGUCGCAUCAUAAAUAUACAGGCCCUGUAGUAAAAGAAAAGAAAAAAAAUUAUAUAUUAAAAUGUCGAAAAUGCGAAUCACGAUUAAAUUAACAUUUUUAAAAUUGUUCGCGAUGACUUUACAAUGAAGUCAAUAAGUGAAACAACGAAUGUUGUUAAAUAGAAAAACGGGAAUUGUAUAUGAAAAUUUAAUAUAUCACAGUUUUAAUGUGAGAAAUAAAUAUAGGAAGAAAUCGAAAUCGUUACACAAAAUAAUCAAAUUACGUUGUUGACUGACGUUUAACGGGUUUUUGUUUCUAAAAAAACUCGUUCUUCGUCUUUGUCUUUAUAUGCAAUAUGUGCGAGUCAUUCAACGUAUUCUUUCUCAAGAAAGUCUGAAGUUAUAUACAUAUUAUAUAUUUAUUAUUUUUUGUAUUUACAUAAUAUAAAUUUUCUUUUUUUAAAAAUGUUUUCCAUAUCGAAUCUUUGGAACAGUAUUGAACACAUUAUUGUUGAUUACAUCGAUGUUGACUUCACACUGUGGCUUUCCUGGCUCUUGAUGCCACUUAUUAUUACAUUUUUACUUCCAUUAAUGAUUGUGAUACUUCUGUAUGCUUCUGCAUCGAUACUCUAUGUGUACAAAAUACACAGGGAAAGAUUGAGACAGGCGUAUGAAGCUGAUUGGAAAGACGCGGGCAGUAAAGUUGUCGCUGCACUUUGGGACGCUCACGGUUGGAUAUGGCACGGCUACGAGGUUGUUGGACUCGAAAAUAUUCCCGUGGAUCAACCAAUAUUGUUUGUCUAUUAUCAUGGUGCAAUACCCACUGAUCUUUACUAUUUCCUAUCCAGGGUGCUUCUAUUCCAUUCGAAAUUAAUUCACACUGUUGCCGAUCGUUUUCUCUUCAACGUUCCUGGCUGGUCAGUUAUAUCCGAUGUUCUUAAAGUCAUUCCAGGCACAGUACAAACGUGCUCAUCAAUUCUCAAGGAGGGAAAUAUGCUCGCAAUUUCACCUGGUGGCGUUUACGAGGCGCAAUUUGGUGACUCUUAUUAUCGACUCAUGUGGAAAAAACGACUUGGCUUCGCUAAAGUCGCUCUCGAAGCUAAAGUGUGCAUUAUUCCCUUCUUCACGAGGAAUAUUAGAGAGGCGUUUAGGACCAUCAGUUGGGGUCGAAGAUUCUGGUUGAGAUUAUAUGCGGCCACGAGGUUUCCGUUUGUUCCAAUUUACGGGGGAUUUCCGGUGAAGCUCAAGACUUUUGUAGGAAAACCAAUUCCAUACGAUGAGAGUCUCACGCCCGAGCAAUUGCAGUUGAAGGUCUCGACAGCACUUGACGAGUUAAUUCAACAACAUCAAAAAGUGCCAGGAAGCAUAACACGGGCAUUACUAGAAAGAUUUUACGACGAGGACACUCCGAAGCUUCAAUGAACAUGAAGAUUGGAAUAUAGCAAAAAAUUUCUUUCUAAUUAUUAUAUUAGAAUCAUCAAUCGUAUGUGAGUGAGUGUGUGUGUGGAAAAGAAAUAAUUAUUUGUCGAAAAUAUGUAUGUAUUUUUCAGUUGUACAUUCCGAUUGUUUUUUUCACACGUUAAGCAAUUUUUUUUCUCAUUUAUUAAAAAAAAGAAGAGAUUUUAUACUUAAUAUUUAUACGUAUAUUUAAUAAGGUGCAACGCAUAAACUUAAAAAGAAAUAUUUAAUUUUUAUUUAGAAAGAUUUGAACUGAGUUGGUGUAUGUACUUAAUGACUGCCUUAUUUAUUUUUUAUACAACAAACUAACAUUGAACAUAAAAAAAAAACUUUCGAAGUACUUUGUUUGUAAAUAACUUAUUGGAAUAAAAAUAAUUUUUUUCCUUUAGGAAAAUUUUGAAA